AUGACAAAGUCCAAGAAUGGCGGCUUGGUUCUCUUCCCUGAGGACGAGGUUACCGCGGCUGCUCUGCGCCGCACUACCAAACUUGUUGAGAGGGGCCCUCGGAGGAAAAGGGUCAUCAUUAAAUUUGUAGACAGACUCCUAGAAAAAGACCUGAUCCCGUGGGCGCUACGCAAGAAUGAGUCUCUUGAUAUCAGCGAACAUGAGCAAAGCAGCAUAAAACCGCUAUUCAUGCUAGGUCCACGAGACGGACAUGCGGUGCAUUGGGUUGUUGAGGUCGCCCCAGAAACUCUGCCGAAGAUCGAAGGCAAAUCGGCUUAUCUGGGUAUGACCAAGUGCAAAAUAAAGUUCUUCGACUCAGUAACACAAUGUUUUAACUGCCAAGGAUUUGGCCACACGGCCCAAAAAUGUAGGGAAGAGCAACCCAGAUGCAGGAAAUGCUCGGGGCGACACGACUCACGGUCUUGCACGGCGCAAACGGUAAAGUGCCCUAACUGUCGAAGUGGGAACCACAAUGCGGCGUCAGCUAACUGCCCGGCAAGAACAGCCGCCAUCAGACGACUUACCCGUCAAACAGAUUUUGGGACGACUGACCUUACCCCAAAUGACAGCUGA
This is a messenger RNA of Macrosiphum euphorbiae (potato aphid), 612 nucleotides long. Lineage: Eukaryota; Metazoa; Arthropoda; Insecta; Hemiptera; Aphididae. The record is from the annotation of a GenBank genome assembly.